AUGGCGCGUUCUGUGUUGCUGGUGAUCGUGACGCUGUGGUGUGUUUCGUCGGUGGUCGCGGCACCGGGUACCCGUGGUUACUGCCCGAGCCGGUGCGUCUGUGACGAUGUGAAGCUUCACGUGACCUGUGGAGAGGGUGAACUCGAUGUGCUACCGAUCGCACUGAACCCGGCCAUCGAACGGCUAGUGAUCAAGUUCAAUCGUAUUAAGGCGAUCGAUUCGUCGAUCCAGUUCUACACGGAGUUGACGAUGCUCGACCUAAGCUACAACCACCUGCUCGGCAUUCCGAAAAGCAUCUUCGUGUACCAGCGCCGGUUGCUGCAGCUCCAUCUGAACAACAACAAAAUCUCGGCGAUCGGCAACAAAACGUUCGCCGGUAUGGAUGAGCUGCGGGUGUUGAAUCUGCGCGGAAAUUUCAUCGAAUCCAUCACCAAGCGGUUGUUUGCGUCGCUGAGCAAGCUGGAAGAGUUGAACCUCGGUGAAAACCAGAUCAGCACACUGCAUCCGGACGCUUUUGAGGGAUUGACCAGCUUGCGCAUUCUGCAUCUGGACGAUAAUGCGAUCAACAUCAUUCCGACGCCCUCGUUCCGUCCUCUGCGGCUACUGGCGGAGUUGUAUCUUGGCCUGAACACACUCUACACCAUCCAGACCGGGGCGUUCGAGGGUCUGCAGCACUUGAGGCGUUUGGAUGUGCGUGGUUCCAUGCUGGUCAAUCUGACGAUCGAUACAUUUCGUGGUCUGGAGAACGUACGAUCCCUGGACGUAUCCGAUAAUCAUCUGCUGAAGAAUGACUUUGAAACGAUCCCGGAAGGUGCAUUCUAUGGGUUGGCGAAUCUGCGUAAGGUUUCGGUAACGGGUGCACUCAAUCUGCAACGUAUCCAGGCCGGUGCGUUCGCUUCCAACCCUAACCUCGACACGAUCGUGAUUGCUUCGAACCGACUGUUGGCCGAACUGGACGAGGGAGCCUUCGCUGGGUUGCCACACAUCGAGAACGUCAUCCUGAGGGACAACGCAAUCCGGACGUUCCGUGAGGAGCUUCUGCCCUGGAAGCAGCUGCGCAACUUUGACAUCUCCGGCAAUCCGCUCGUCUGCAAUUGUCACAUGCGCUGGAUGAAGGAUCUGUUGCGCUCGAAGCCAGAGAUUGAGACGGAACAGAGCCAGGUGAUCUGUCAGCAUCCGGAUCGGUUUGCUGGGGAACCAUUGCGUGAGAUCAGCUCCGAGUUGCUCGGUUGCCAUCAGCGACCAUCGAAGGAUCGUGCAGUGGUUGGAGCGGUACUGGUGGCCUCUGCUGCCUCCCUUACGACGUUCAUUCUCGUCGCUUACCGGCUGCGACACCGGCUGGUCGAUGUGCUGGCUGGACCGGAGUGGCACAACAAGCGCAACUCGCUGAAGGAAGAGAAGGACCUGGAGUUUGGCAAAGCGUUCCCGGAGAUCGAGUACCAUCAGCCGAACUACAACAUCUACACCUGCAAUUACCAGCAAAUGUAUGCCGGCAAGCUCCAUUAUCAGCAUCCGGCUCCGUCGCAGCAGCAGCAACCACAGCAGCCACAGUACCAACAGGAGCAACACAUCUACGAGACCCCCAUCCCGGUGUCAGACCUUUGA
Molecule: messenger RNA, 1605 nt
Organism: Anopheles aquasalis
Lineage: Eukaryota; Metazoa; Arthropoda; Insecta; Diptera; Culicidae
Product: leucine-rich repeat neuronal protein 2-like
Cellular component (GO): plasma membrane
Molecular function (GO): protein binding
Source: RefSeq, a predicted model, not a curated record